This is a messenger RNA of Lachancea sp. 'fantastica', 1566 nucleotides long. NCBI's taxonomy places the organism in Eukaryota, Fungi, Ascomycota, Saccharomycetes, Saccharomycetales, Saccharomycetaceae. The record is from the annotation of a GenBank genome assembly.
AUGAAAUCCGUAUUGGGACUUAAAUUGCCGGGUCUUUCUUCGUCGGAGACCUCUUUUGAAAAAGCAUCCAAAUUACAGGCAACACCAGAAUCAGGGAAACCUCAAAAUGAUGUUUGGGAGCCGUUGAGGCCUUUGCUCAUUUUACUAGAUUGUCAUCGGCGGAAAUCUUAUCUUUCAUGGACCGAUGUGGGUGAGAUUUUGCUGCAAGUCGGUGGUCAAUCAGACGUGGUGCCGGUUACAAGCGUGGCUUUGAGGGGCACAGAAUUGCAAUUGGUGGUGCAGCCGAAAGCUCACGAAUACGACAACUGUAUGAUGCUAGACGUGGCAAAUGGAAUUUCGCCCAUGAGCUGGAGAUUGGAACAGACCUCGCUCGUUUUGAAUGACGGAGCCCUGACGUUGUGGUGCCGUUCCUUGGAAGGGCAGGCAGACUUACGUCUUCUGUACGAUAUGUGCAUGCUCGCGAGAUUCGAGUACAUGUCGCUAUACAAGGCGCUGACGGCUACGGUGAUUUCGACGCAUGGAAGCCAGAUGUCGGACAUUGCAGCCGUUUUACUCGCUCAGCAUAGCUACAAGGACUGGUGCUACAUCAGCAUCGAUGGGGAAUGGGUCAAGGCGUGGUGCCAUAUCGACCGGAGCCCCAAACGUGCGGGCUGCCACGACGGACGCCAUCAGAUCAAGUUUUUCCGGGACUCGAAAUCGCUUAAUUCCAAAAACCUGCUUUGCUUCAUACCGGAUUGUGGUGAAGUCGAAGAUUUGUUUUUCGUAGCUGAUCAAGAUGACGAUGUGACACAAGUGGAUCUUGCAGACAGGUAUGGAGCAGGGUUUUCAUCUCAUCUCAAGGGAACUGGUUCCCUUUCGGACUCUUUUGAAUCGUCAAUGGCGAGCCUGCUGUCGAAACUCACGACAGUCCGUAUAGUGGGAGAUGUUUACUUACCCGCUGAUGGCGCUAGCUCCGAGUCUAGUGGUAGCAAAUCCUCGAUUCUAGGGUCUGGGCCUUUCUCUCCGAAGAAGAAGCGCCGGAAUACGGUUUCGUUUAACGGAAGUAGUACAUCGUCAAGUGAGCGCUCCACACCAAGCCACAAGCGCUCGGUAUCGAUGAGCUCCUCCGUGCACCAUCCGCAAGCGAGCGACUAUGACAACAAAAGGUCUGAAAUCCUGAUAAAACCUAUCGCACACAGCGGAGUCAACCACCUGGAGUCGCUGAUCCGCUGUGCGCUGCCUAUGAUGAGCUGUCUGAGCUUGUACGGCAGGCCCGUGCAUUUCAGCAACUCUCGUGACGAUCCAAACUCACUUUUGUUUGGCCUUCCUCGGCUACCCGUUGUUGACUAUUUUGCUAGAGAAGAGAUUAGGCCGUUGUUCGAGUAUCUCGAAACAAGUGUCGGAGAAUCCGAGUCGCUAAACAAGACGCUAGCUGCACAAAAACAGUUUUUGGCGCAACAAUUGGCCGAUCCAAAUCGUCGCAACCGUACUUUCACUACACUCGAGGAUAUGGUUCGUACCGGAUCAGAUUUUUCGGUUUUCACAAGCUCAACCACUGGCUCAGUCAGCAAUUCGCCGUUGAUAUAA